GAGUUUGGAUGUUCAACAGAAAUGACAACAAACCCUCCAGUGCCAGAAUAAAGAAAAUCUGGAACAGAGAAACCCUUUCAAAAGACUUUCAGAACAAAAACCGUGCUGCUAUCCUGGCAGAGCUCAAACAGGAGAAGAAAAAGUUAAUAAUGCAGAAUCAGUCAUCAAUGAACAAUCCUGGAGCCAGUAUUCCUUUAUCAAGACCUGCUUUUGCUAAAGAUUUUCGAGACCAUGCUGAGCAACAGCACAUAGCAGCACAACAGAAAGCGGCCUUGCAGCAUGCACACGCACAUUCAUCAGGAUAUUUCAUAACUCAGGACUCUGCAUUUGGAAAUCUUAUUCUUCCUGUGUUGCCACGUUUGGAUCCAGAAUAACCCAAAAUAAUGGCUGUCAAACUGACGGGGACCUUUUUUUUAUAUAUAAACAAGACUUCAUUUUUCACAUCUGAAAGAAUAUCAGUAAAGAGAAGAGAACGUUAAUUGAUCUGUUCAUCGACUGAUGCCAUCAGUGGACUGUGAAAGUUCAACUUGCUGAACUUUGUGUAUGGAUAUUUUGUGUGAGAGGAAAAGAAACGGCCAAUUUGUGUUUAAAAACCUCAUUGUAAAAGUUUGGCUUUGAUUUUUUUUUUGGUGACUAGCCCUAGCUUGGAGUAAAAUUCACCAACACCAAAGGAAAAGCCAAAUGUUCUGUAGCAAUUUAAGAGUAACUGACCAUAAUUUGGAUAUCUAUACAACUUCAACAAACAGUGAGGCCUUGGUUAUGCAACCUCUGUUGUGAGAAAAGCAAUACUUGAUUGCUGUCUGCUGCUUGCGUUUGAAUCAUCACACAAAUGGCCUCAACCUUACAUGCUGCUAAUUGGACCAGACAAGCUCCUGCUGUCUAAAUUGUGCAAAUUUAGAAAUAUACAAUUAUGAGAGGAAACUUACAGUAACUGUUUCCUAAAAAUCUUAGUUGCAUAUAAAUGUAUUCUCUCCAGUAAUUCAGUUGUGGCUGAAAUAAUAUAUUUGGCUUUUAGUGCAGCUAUUUAACCCUUUACUUGAUGAAUGUGAUUUUGAGUAACCUGCUAAAGAUGAAAGGCUAUUUUAUUAACUGCUUGCACAAAAAGGUUUUUUUAGUGGUAUUUUGUGAAACAUCAACAGUAUUCACCACUUCUUGCUUUGGUAUAAUUUUGUUUUUUAACUGAGCUAAUAACUUUGGGUGGCUGUACUCAAAAACUUUUAAGUGUUGCAGCAGGCAACAUUCGGAACUAGUUCUAGUUUAUCAAGCUAUUAAAACAGGAAAUGCUGGGAAUAUUCAGGCAGCACCAGUGGAGAAAAAAACAAUUAACAUUUUCAGAGUGAUGACCUUUCAUCAGAACUAGAUAAAGUAAGAGAUGUAACAGAUGUAUAGAGACAGGGAAUGUGGGAGAUGGAAGGGUAAAAACCUGUUACAUCUCUAACUUUUUCCAUUUCUGACAAAAAUUCCAUUGACCUGAAACGCUAACCAUUUCUCUCUCCACAGAUGCUGAAUGACCUGAUGAGUAUUUCUAACAUUUUCUGUUUUAAUUUCAGAUUUCCAGCAUCUGCACUAUUUUCUUUUGUAUUAGUUACUUGAGACUAUUCCUCCACUUACUUCUCGGUUCACUACUUGCACAAUAACUGUUGAGGAGUGUUAAGUUCUGUGUUCAAAUCAGAAAUGUGCUAAACACAAGAUUAGCGAUCAUAUCCCUCAUUGCUCCAAAUUACCAUCUAUAAUCAGGGGUGGGGAACCUUUUUCUUAUCAAAGGCCAUUCACACACACAUAAUCAGUCACAGGCCACACACACAAAAACCAACUUAAUUUAACUUUUUGAGAGAAUACAGAAACGUUCAACUCACCUUUUAAUGUGAUGGCCGAGUUUGCUUUUCCUUAAUGAACCUUAUUGUAGAUUCUACGCAGAUCACAAUUACUGGUACUUCAGUCUGGAUUACUGCUGCUUCCAAAACCUCCUGCCCAUCACUGCUGUGUUUGCACCAGUAUCUCCUCAAUGACAGCACUUGCCCUAGAUUGGUAAGCAAUUGAAACUGGGACACCUCUCAUGGGGACAUCUCUCACCUGGGUCUAUCCUGGGACAGCUCUCACCUGGGUCACCUCUCACCCACGACCAAGCCAGAGCAUCAGUCAAAGGAGUUAAAACUGAAGGGAGAUUGGACUGGGAAAGGUUCACUUUUUGCCUUGUCAGUUUCAAUCUUUAGCUUCAAUGUCACUGGUUUCAGUCCAGUUCCCAGAUUGUUUUUUCUGGGGUUUAGUUUUGAAAUUAGUUCCCAUCUCUGUUUAAAGUGAAGGAACUAAAUAACCAACAAAUGAACUCCAGUAAACCAUCUCAAAUGUCAGAGUAACUGGUUUCUCAGACUGGUUUGCCCAUCGCUUUUAAAGGGCUGGAUAUUGUUUAUUCAGAGAAUGGGGCACUCCUCCUUGAAUCUCCUGCCUAAACUGUUUGUACUGCGCUUCCCCUGUUCUGGCUGUGUAUUUCGACAAAGAAGCCCCACAGUGACUGUUAACCUUUACUCAGUAAAUGGUGGAGAUGUAUGCACCAUAUGCACAUAUGUUUUUUGAAAUCUCACUGAGGGACAGGGGUUCCCCACCCCGAUCUUUAACUUGGUUAUGGCAGAGGACUGGGAUCAGGUCUGUCUGUCACAGAUGGUUUGAGAUGUAUGGAAUUAAAAUAAUUUCCAAAUAAGUGAAGGCCUAAUCUAAUGGAGAAGGAGCAAAGAAAAGGAACAGCCCCUUCCUCCUCCUCUUUCCCCCCCCCCCCCCCCCCCCCAACCACCAAAAAAAAAAUGAUUCAGCAAUUUUGUCUGGUGAGUUACUGACCACCUUAAUGAGCAUGAUUGCUGCUUUCAUCGCUGGUCUGCAGUCUGUAACAAGUUCUCCAGCUGGGGCAGCAAUGACUGUGCCUCAGUUGGCCUUGUUUGAGAAUAGGCAAAAAGAACAGCCAUAACUUUCACUACUGAUCACUAACCAUCAAGCCUUGCUGGAAGUGUGGGCUUUAAGUGAGGGUGAGACUUGGCAUGCUGUGGUUCUUCCUGCUGAUGCUAAUCAACAAAGCUGAAUGGCUGCUUGCAGUCCCAGAGGGUAAAAGGCACUGUGUAAUAAUGCUUCAGCAAGGAGUUGAAGGAAGGGAGAACAUUUUCGUAGAAAAUCAAUUUAAAAGCAGGAAAAGGACACUAUAAAGUGUUCAUCUCAUUGCUGUUGUCAAAGUUAUUUUUGUAGAUACCAAUUUGUUUAUUCUUCAAAGUGCUGUGUCACAAGUUCUUUAUAGCAGCAAAUUUUCUCCUGUCGUUUAAAAAUUGCAUUUGUGCCACAGUCAUAAUUUUAGAGCCAGUGUUAUAUGAUAUUAUCAGCAAAAGAAACAACCCAUUUUUAUGCCAACUUGCCCAUAACUGUUUGUGCUGCAGAUGUGCCUCCUCUCGCCCCUCUUCCACACAUCCUUCGAUUCCUUUCUCCCUUGUCUUCAUCUAGUUUCCCCUUAAUGCAUCUGUGGCAUUCGCUUCAACCAGUCCAUGUGAUAGUGUUCCACGUUCUAACUAUCUGGGUUUAAAAAAAAAGUUCUUCCUGAAUUCCUCAUUAGACUUAUGAGUGAUAAUCUUGAUAUUUAAAGCUGUAGUCACAAGUAGCAUUAUCUUCUCUACCUUUACCUGAGAAAGCCCUUUCAUAAUUUUUAAAGAUCUCUAUUAGUUUACCCCUCAGCCUUCUCUCUUCUGGAGAAACAUGCCCCAGUCUAUUUGUUAAGAAUAUUGAAUGUGACCCAACUUAAGCCCUGGUGACUAACAAUCUAUUUUAAAUAGUAAUAGAUUGGGUGCCUUUUGUGUUCUGUGAAAAUGGUCUUUUGUUUUACAGGUUUACAACAUUAGAAAUUAGCAAUGUUUGUUGAACACUAAUUGAACAAAACUUUUGAAGAAAACCAAAUGGUAAACCAGAAGGCAAAACCCUCUGGGAUGUCAGUUUCUUAACAAUAGAUCCAGAAUAAAACAUCUGAGUUCUCACAAAAGCUCAUCAACCUGAAACAUUAACUCUGUUCCUCUCUCCACAGAUGUUGUCAGACCUGCUGAGUAUUUCCACCAUUUUCUGUUUUUAUAUCAAACUUCCAACAUCAAUGAUAUUUUGUUUUUAUAAACUUAUCUGUUCCUUUUCAUGCGUACAACACAAAGGAACAAUUUUUUUUGCAUGUGUUUCAGUGACUGUACCCAUUUUAUUUAGCCUAAUUUUAUUUAGGUUGACAAUGAUUUAAAUAACCAAGUUCACAGUGGGAAGGUGAGUUUGUGUUCCUUUUUGUCAGUUUCUCUCGGGCACCAGGUGUUUGUGGUUCCUUAUAGAUUUAAAAUGUAUUAUGAGCCUUCAAGCAGAAUGUGGCAUAUUAAUUAUCUCUUGGAGCCCAGCAUGUAUCCAUGUGUUCUGGUUCAAAAGGGUGAUUAUUUCAGUGGCGAGUUGAAUCAUUAUUUCCAGGUAUUGUGUCCACCCAGUUUACUAGUGUGUUUCAUUAAAAUGCUGAUGCAAUUACUUACCAUUUAUGAUAUUUUAAAUAGUACAAUAAACCUACUUGGUUACCACAUUGGAUUUUUAAAAAAUGUUUCAUGCAUCCAACCUCUGAUCCCAAUAGUUUGUACCUUGUUGGUGCUUUUCUCUGUAAAAACAGCAUGUCAGCUGCUAAUCACACUCCUUUCAGAAACGGCUUCUGAAAAACAAAGCUGAAGUAGUGACACAAUUUCUCAAGCUUUUCUACAUUGAAGACUUUGGGCUAGCUUAAUUUGACAGUUUGGAUAUAUUGGCAAGGAUUUUUUGGCUGGUGCUUUGAUACAAUAAGUCCUUACUCCACAUUCUGAGGAGACCCAUGAGAUGAACCAAUAUGGAAAUAAAUAUGAAUUUUUUUUCCAACAGGCAUUUAAGAUGGAUAUCCUUAUUACCUGAAUGUUUUUUUUUCCUGUUUGAGGGUUAAUCUCCCCUUGGGUCCUAUCUUUGUCAGAACUGAAAAUUCUCAAAGCGAUUUGUAUUGGCUUGUGAGAAAAUAUAUUUUAAAAAACCUUGUUAGAUUUCUGCAGAUUUUUAAGCUCAACAGUAAAUGUCCAUUGAGCAUCAUCAGUUGGUUCCAAGUCACCUGAUUGUAGACUAUAUUGUUGGUCAUGUCAGUCAGCUUACCUUUUAUAAAGGCUGUCUUUUGAAAGAGAUGUGCAUCUACAUGGUGCCUUUCAUGACCGGGCAUCUCAAAGCACUUCAUAGGCAAUAAGGUACUUUUUGAAGUGUAGUCACUUUUGAAUGUAGGUAACGCAGUAACCAAUCUCCACAAGACAAACUCUCAAACAGUAAGGUGAGAAUGACCCAAUCAUCUGUAUUUAAUGAUACUUACUCCACUGGGUGAUGUAAACAAGUUUCUAAUUCCCAUUAGAUGUCAAGAUGGUGGAAUAUCUGCAAUGUUACCUGAUCUCUUAUGUUGACCAACUUUACUUUGAAUAGAAUUUAUUCAGCUACAAAGCAAAUUCAGGUUAUGAAAUGGCCAAUCUUUUGAAAUGUAGAAAAAAAUACCAAAAUGUAGGGGCUUUUAAACAAAAUCUUCAGUUUAAAUGUGUAUCAAGUGGGGUAGUAACAGAAGUAGAUCAGAGGCUAUUUGUAGGCAAGAGGCUGACUAUUUGCUUAACGAUUCUGAAUUGUCUUCCAUCUAUUUUCAGUGCAUUAUGUCAACAUUAACCUUUAAAGUAAUGAAACAUCUCAAGGCACUUUACAGGCGCAUUAUAAAACGAAGUAUGACAUUAGGGCAAAUGAGAUAUUAGGUCAAACGACCUGAGGCUUGGUCAAAGAGGGAGGUUUUAAGGAAAGUUUAAAGGAGGAAAGCAAGGUAGAGAGGGGGAAGGUUGAAAGAGAAAAUUUCUAAGCAGCUGAAGGUACAGCCGCCAAUGGUGGAGCAAUUAAACUCGAGGAUGCAUAAGUGACCAAAAUUAGAGCAGCACAGAUAUCUCAAGGCUUUGGAGAUUCCAGAGAUAGGGGGCAGCAAGGCUAUGGAACGAUUUGAAAACCAGGAUGAGAAUUUUCAAAUCAAGAUGUUGCUUGACCAGAGCUGAUGUAAGUCAGUGAGCACAGGGCUGAAAGGUGAACAGGACUUGCAAAGAGCUAAGGCGCAGGCAACAGAGUUUUUGAUGACCUCAAGUUUAGGAAGGGUAGAAUGUGGGAGACCAGCCUGCAGUACCUUUCGGUUUUUUAAACUUCAUGCAUGUUAGGUGACCCUUUGCCAAUGCCAACCUGCAUUUAUUGGAAUUAAAUGGUCUUAUUUAAUAAUUAUUUAAUAAUUUAAAUAUUCAAUUGGAAUUAAAAAGUGUGCUGGGAAUGAAUCCACUGUUUGUUUUCUUUCUACCUUUUACUUCCCCCGCAACCCCCCCCACUUGUACCUGCCCACUCCGUACGCAUGCCUGAGAUGAAUUAAGGGAGCCCAAACUACCAUACCCUGAGGCUGUUGGUGAUCAUGGACUUCCAUUGUAUUGGUUCAUGAUUAUGCUUGGCAAAGUAUUGCAGUGGUUUGCCAUUGCCUUUUGCAGUAUGGCUGACCAGGAAACACUCUUCCCACCUGCCAUCAGGCAUAUUGGAAGGAUUUACUGGCUGAUAAUCAACCUGUUUGACUGUGUUAUGAGCACACCUUCCACAUCCAUCAAGUUGUGAGGUGGGACUUGAUCCCGGAGUCUCUGGCCCCGAGGUAGGGACUCUGCCACUGCACCACAAGACCUCCACAAUACAGGGACUUAAAAAGGUUGAAUUAUGAGGGCAUGUUGCAGAGACUAGGUUUUAUAUUCCUCUUAAAAGAUUUAAGGGGUGAUCUAAUUGAUCCAAGGAAUUGAUGGAGUAGAUAAAAAAAAAUUCCCCGGGUGGGACAGCCCAGAACAAGAGGGCAUAACCUUUAAAAUUAGAGCUAGACUGCUCAAGAAACACUUUCACAGAAAAGGGUAGCGGGAAUCUGGAACUCUCUCCCCUGAAAAACUGUUAGGCUGAGGGGGGUAAAUGCAUAUUUCUGAACUGGGACUGAUCAUUUCGUUAGACAGCUGAAUUAAGGUUUAUGGAACCAAGCUGGUAGAUGGAGUUAAGAUAUAACUCAAGUCGUGACCUAAUUAAAUGGUAGAACCAGACUAUGGAAGCCAAAUUACCUACUUCUGUUAUAAUGUUAUUCUGUUAAUAAAAGUUUUAAAAGUAACUUCGCUACAUACAAUACUCUCUUGCAGCUUUUUAAUGCAUCCAGUUGUGAAUCUUGUCACGAGUGGUGGGGCUGAAGUUUAAAAAAAAUGUAUAAGCUGAAUAUAUUAUGUGCAAAAUUAAAAAGUACUUGUUCCAUG
Messenger RNA from Carcharodon carcharias (great white shark), 7328 nucleotides. Its product is annotated as ints3 and nabp interacting protein. Gene Ontology annotation, biological process: DNA repair. The transcript has 5 exons. Gene Ontology annotation, cellular component: nucleus; nucleoplasm; SOSS complex. Lineage: Eukaryota; Metazoa; Chordata; Chondrichthyes; Lamniformes; Lamnidae. Bases 9 to 374 code for a protein of 121 amino acids. The record is from RefSeq and is a predicted model, not a curated record.